Poecilia reticulata (guppy) is the source of this 840-nucleotide messenger RNA. RefSeq names its product nucleoside diphosphate kinase B-like. Lineage: Eukaryota; Metazoa; Chordata; Actinopteri; Cyprinodontiformes; Poeciliidae. Gene Ontology annotation, biological process: UTP biosynthetic process; CTP biosynthetic process; GTP biosynthetic process. Gene Ontology annotation, molecular function: nucleoside diphosphate kinase activity. The record is from RefSeq and is a predicted model, not a curated record.
AGCUCCGCCUACUCCUAUAAAUAACAGCUUCGCCUACGGGGUAGUUCUUCCCUUUCAAUAAUCGCGGAGUGGUUUGUCUGGUUGCUUCAGCGGAGCUUCACUGUCGAGAACCAUGGCCGAACUGCAGGAGCGUACCUUCAUCGCCAUCAAACCUGACGGUGUGCAGCGCGGCAUCAUCGGCGAGAUCAUCAAGAGGUUUGAGAUGAAGGGCUUCAAACUUGUUGGCAUGAAGAUGCUUCAGGCCUCUGAGGACCUUCUGAUGCAGCACUACAUUGACCUUAAGGACAGACCCUUCUUUCCUUCCCUCGUCAACUACAUGAGCUCUGGACCAGUGGUUGCCAUGGUGUGGGAAGGAAAGGGAGUGGUGAAGACUGGCAGAGUCAUGCUGGGUGAGACCAACCCUGCUGACUCCAAACCUGGAACCAUCAGAGGAGACUUCUGCAUCGACGUCAGCAAGAACAUUAUCCAUGGCAGUGAUUCAGUGGACAGUGCCAAAACUGAGAUUUCCCUGUGGUUCAAACCAGAAGAGCUGGUCAACUACGCAAGCUGUGCCUUCAGUUGGCUCUACUGAGCUGUUCAGGAUCCCUCUGCUCAGACCCCUGACACUUUGCCUCAGUCUUCUUGUCUUCGCCUGUAGCUUAGAUGAGGAACACAACCAACAUUCUCCCCACCCAUCUACUCAUCAUGCUGUCCUUGGAUGUGGUCAUGAGUUGGACCCUGUCAUUCCUGAUUUCAUUCCUGGAAAAAAAACAUUCCAUCAAGUCCUGAAUAUCUGUAACUGUGACUAUGACGGUUUUGUUAAAGGUUGAUCCGCUUUGCAAUAAAUGCACAUGAUCCCAA